AUGGAAGUACGGCAGGGCGCAAAAACGCCAGUCGCCCUGCUCGCCUGUGGCGCUUUUGAUCCUCCCACCUACGCUCACAUGCGAAUGUUCGGUGAGAAUCAGAAGACCAGACUGAGUAGAACGACAAGGAAACGAUUACAGAACGCGCAAGAGACUUUCUGGAACGGACGAUGAGUUUUCGCGUCGUGGAAGGAAUCAUCAGCCCCUGCGGCGAUUCGGAGCUUCAGUCCGAUGGCGAGGAGAAAAGGACGGCGGCCAGACAUCGGCUGAGGAUGGCCGAAACGGCGGUCCGGCGCAGUUACUGGAUAAGGUACUUUUUUGUUGAUUCUUACAAACUCGGGCAAGGGGAAAGCUUUUCAGAAGCUUUUUUUAAAAAAAGAUCUGCUGUGGGCCCUCUACGGAUAGUUUUGACAUCCUUUAUCGAAAAGAUUCUGGCAAGCACUAAAAAAAAUUUAAAGCGGAUUCAAAAAGGAUCAACUGAGGCUAUGAUAAAAAAAAAAUCAAAAGCAUUUUUCCGUCAUUUUAGGAGCUCCAGAUGAACAUCUUCAGCUUAUUUUUAGGUUCCUUAAAAGAAAAUUUUCGUUUAACUUGCGAAGCCUGAAUUUUUUUCCUUGCUGGGAUUUUUAAAGGAGCAUGGACUACUUCUAUAUAAGGGUCCCGACGGAGAGCCGUAUUUCGUGUAACAGUCUUUCAAGAUUUCGGCGCUUUGGGACGGCCAAGGAUUCUGGAAAUAGCUAUGAAAGAAAGAACUGUUUUAUUUGACAUGGCUGAAUAUCCUUAAAAAUAACUUCAGUUUUCAAAUCUCAUGAGAAAGACGAUUUCACUUUACUGUCGAGAAAUCCCCGAGAACCGACAAAAAACAGAACCUUAAUGUACCCCAUAUAACGCCCCAAAGUCCCAACUUGCGAAGAUUUCUAUUUUUCGAGAAACAAGUAGUCAAAGCCAAACGAAACUAUUGAAAUCUGUUGAAAUAAGCCGUAUUCGGACUUUAGGCCUUUAUGUCUCGGAAACUAGGAAUUCGGGCAGGCUGAGACUCACGGGCUACAUGAAAGAGUAUUCUGGUUGUUUCCAGGAAUAAAAAUUUAUAAAAAAAAAUAUUUGGCCGCCUGGUUUCUUCUUUUUGGGCUACGUAUCGUUUAGAACAAUUUUAGUGAUUACGACUGUCCUAACGAAUUUGUUACAAACGAGUUGAAAGCCCGCCGAGGCUAUUCCCUUUCAAUUUACGAGCGCUUGGAAAAACACGGCGAAAAAAGCCAUCCAUCACUUUUUCUGUUCUAACAUCCGACGUGUAAUGUUUAGACUACACCUGUCUUCGCCGAGCUUUUUCAGUUCAAAUUUUAACCAGAAUAUUUUGAUUUUAUCUAAACUGUGGAGUCGAUUUUUUUUUUUGAAGUAAGAAAACUUUAAAAGAAUGAAAUUCCACUUUUCAGGGCCGGCGAUUGGCAAUGCUCCCAGAAAACAACCACAUCUCCUUUGGCCGUCCUCCAGCACUAUCAGAAGGUUUUUUUCGUCAAUUUUUGGGGGGGUUUCUUCAGCGAAGAAAAAUUUUUUUGUAUUUGUGAACUUUGGAUUUUUAAAAAUAAAUUUUAUCAAAUAUACUUUGAAGGACUGGAUAAGGAUUCCAUAUGACAUCUUAUCGCAAUAGCUUUUUUUAUUUUUUUGAGAUAUUAAUUCUUUGAAAUUCGUUUUUUUAAGGCUAGGACAAUUCUGAAACCAAUGUUUUUUUCCUUUAGAAAACUUUUUUAAAAAUAUUUCCUCAAAAAAACUAAAGUUUUACGCGGAUAAAGACUCAUACUAAAACUGCCUCUCUUGUUAAUUUUUUGUUGAUUUAUUCUUUUUUCUAUGAAAAGAAAAAUCAUUUUAAGGAACUUGAACUGAAGUACGGGUUCUGUGUCCGUGUUCUGUUGCUUUGCGGCAGCGAUAUUUUCGAACAGCUUUCCCGCAACGCAAAGACAACAAACGGCUCUUGGUCCGACACCGAUGUGAGCUAUUUUUCCAUUUUUCUUUCAUACGAUUCGCUUUUGAAUCAACUUAUUGAACUUAUUUAUUUAAAAAAAAAUUAUUAUAUUGUAUAUUCUGGACUUGUUAUAAAGCCUCACUGAUAUGAAGAAUUUCUUCGCAGCGAUUUUUCGAAAAAUUUCAAAGUUAAUGUUUUAUUCCUUUCAAAUUAGUGCGAUUGAACUGGUGAACUAAAAUUAUACUUUCACGUUUUCAUUUAACUUUUCGAUUUCUAUUAAGUUUCAUUAUUUCUGUAAUCGAUUGAUUUUUCAUAAGCUCAUGAGGCUUUUGUUGACUGAAUAUCGUAAUUUUAAACAAAAAAAAAAUGGAGAUUUUGUUUCUUGCACUGCUUCGAACUCAUAAUGAAAGGGAGAGGAUGAACUAUAAACUCUGAAAAAAGAAUAACUUCGGACAAAAGAGCUAACUUCCCAAAGAGAAUCAACGAAAGUUUCAUGUUCUGGCACAGAUAAAAUGUUUGGGCUUUAUAUGGGGAAACUUUCUAGAAUUUUGAAAAAAGUUAACCUCCUUUAUCAAGUUUUGAUAAUAUAUUGGCAUCACACAAAAUUUUUGCGAAUCAGUUUCAAUUAGAGAAAGGAGUGAUUGAAAUAAAAAAAAUUCAAAUUUUGGUACCCCAAAAAGUUUGCCAGAUUACAAGUCCCGGUCGAAAACGGAGUUCUUACUUGUAGGCUCCUGAUAAAAGUUAUUCAGUAAGAAGAUAAAGAGUUUCCGGGCGGGUACGGACAAAAGAGCCCGUAGAAACGAAAGUAGCCGCUCAUCCAUCCUUCCAGAUGCACCUGUCAUGUUUCGUUUUGGCAGGUCGAGUAUCUGCUCAAAAACAACGGACUCGUGGUGUUGCGACGCCGGAAAUAUCACGCCGCUCACGAGAUUUAUCGAACCGACGUCCUGCGCAUCAACCAGGUUCUUUUCCCGAGUGAAGAUUUCUGAUUUGCAACGACUUCUACAGAAAGGCAUCUACGUCAUCGAGGACGAGACCUUUCCCAACGACGUCAGUUCCACAAGAAUCAGGUUUGACUCAUUUCCUAACUAAAUCAGUUUUGAAGAGUUCUUGGCAUAUUUGAAUAAGUUUUUACUCAUCAAGUUGAGGAUGUUAAAUUGCAUCAUUCGGCACACUAAAAAAGUAUUUUUAUCCUGAAAGUGAUUAAGAAAACUUGAAAAAGAGCAAAAAUCAAAAGGAAGAGGGGCUCCUAAAAAGUUUUACGAAGGACGCGGAUAAAAGAGUGAAGAUUUCUAAGCGCUUGUCUUUUAUUUACUCGAUUUUUAAGAAAAUGGGAGCGAAAAUUUUAAUUUAAAUGGCUCAUGGAGCAGUGGUUUGAAAGAAAUUUUAGAUUUUUUUUCAAAUCGGAAUGAAAAAGUUUAAGUAAAGUCGAACAAAAAUUCUUUUUCGAUUUGUUCAGAACUGCGAUUCGACGUGGGGAGUCGGUAAAGUAUUGCCUUGACGACAACGUCAUCGACUACGUCAGUGAGCACGACCUCUACCAACCCAUUUUGUACGUCUUUGCACCUUGCUAGCGUAAAUCAGACGCGCCGCGGACUUCUUGGAGCCUUUCUAGUGUCCACUUUAGUAGCGUAUGCAGUCUUAAGUCAACCCUAGAAAUGCUCAUAAGCGUCCAGAGCUUUGUUACUAUAGUCUGUUCAGAUUUUGAAUGUCAAGUCGCCGCUGAAGCUCCGCCCAUAAUGGUGCAAUAAACCAAUCAGAGAGCGAGCCAUCCACAGAGUGUUUUUGAAUGACGGCAUUGCACUUGACAUUCAAAAUCUGAACAGACUAUAAGAUCCAAGUCUGAUUUAUUCUCGAUGAGCGAAUUUAGUCACUUUUCAACCGGUAACUUUUCUGCUUUGUUCAUAUUGACAGAUACUUUAUCAUUUUUUUAAAAGUGUUUUUUUCCUCAUUGUUUUACUGUUUUUUUUUUCGUCUUUUCAUCAUGUUUUCACUAUCUAAUUUUUGUGAGAGUUAUCAAAACGAGAAAGUUAUAAACGUCGGAAAGUAUUUUAGCAUUAUGUUAAAAGAAGUUGCAGUUGCGAAAUUCUGUAAACUUAAGUUUGUACCAUCACAUUUUCAAAAAAAAAUACCCAAUCUCUCAAUUCAAAAUAGAAGAUUUUCCAGUAGAAGCCGUCGUUGCAAGGUGAGCGUCGAUGAAAAUAGAGAGAACUAUUCGACGACGCCAACGACGUAUUCCUCGUCUACUCAGUCGACAAGCACGGUGAUAGAAGAAAAAAAGGCGGCUCCAGAAGAAUCGAUGAGUCGGUUCGUCUUCGUUUCCAUUCAAAUUGAACUUAUCAUUGUAAAAAAUUAGAAAUUCGAAAGCUACUUUUUUCCGAUUUUUCUAGAGGUCAAGGGGCUAAAAAUGAGAAUCGAGGUGGGGUAUAAAUAUUUUUUUUUUGCGUUUUUGAAGAAAUGCAUUCUUUGAAAACAUUUUCUUCUCUUCGAAGUUAGAAAAGGAACGAUGAACGUUCAUAGAUAAAGUUUGUAAUCAAAGAAACAAGCAGAUGAUUCCGAAUUUUUUGGUUCAAUUUUUUCUGAAACUCGGACAAUUCAGAGUAUUUGCAACACAAUAGGAAAAAUGAUCAAAAAUAAAACUUUUCUCGAACAAUUUUAAAGUUUUAAAGAUAUAGUUUUACAGGAGUUUGAAACCUGAGAACAUGAAUCCGAAUUUCUUCCAACCUCAGCCGCCCACGAGAAGCAGCUCUGAAGGAAGAACGGAUCUGAUCAUCGACGUCCAGAAUCUCGCGACUAGUAAGGUCGAAAAGUUGACAUUUGAAGAAAACUUCAUUUUUUUGUGAGAAAUCUGUCCUCACCAAGAUGUUUAGUUUGAACUUAAAAAAUUUCUAAAAUUCUAGAUGAUAAGAUCGACUUGUGGAAGUAAUUUAACCCUCAAUGCAAGAAACUCAAGUUUUUAGACUUCAAUUAUCAGAAACUGGCUUGUUUUUCAAGUUCAGAAUUUCAUGACCUUGAAUUAAAUUAAACCUACCUUCUUUGUGAGGAACACUGUCGAUUUUCGUUAUCUGUACUUUUCAGAGACCUGAAGUAACUCUCAUUACUUUGCAGACUAUAAACGCGUUGUUGGGGCAAGAAGGCGUCGUGACGCCGCCCUCGUCGGUCUCUUCAACACAGGACAGUAGCGGCAGAGAGACUUCAGAAGAGAUUCCCCACCUCAGGAGCCCCAGAAACAAGGGCGGCGUCGGCUACGCCGUCAUCAGAAAAAGCACGAAGCUCGUCCAGCUCCCCAACAACAAAACUCCCACUUCUGAGUGAGUUUUUGAUGGUUGCUGAAGCUCAAAAUCUUAGGAAUUUUUCGAACUUCAUUGUUUCCAACUAAUUUUAAUUAUCAAAAAACCAGAACAGAUCACUCUUCAAAACUUGGAACACUCUGAUUUCUCUGCCUCCUCUUUUUUCUUGGAAACGCUCUCGUUUUUACGCCUUUUUUCAUAUUUCUGUGACAUCGCCGGGAAAAGAAAAGAGACGCAGAGAGAUCAGACGGUUUAAAAUAGAGGCGAAUGGACCGUUGGUAGAUUGCAUUUUGAGGAACUUCCCCACUUUUUUUAAAUAUAGCUUUUUUUAAAGAAUUAAAUUGGGAUUAUUUUUCGGAAAAAAAACUUUUUUCGACAAUGCUUUUUUUCUGUGGAAUAAUUUUCGACUUUCAAAUUUGCGAAUUUCGCAAAGAAAUUUACUCUUAAUCGAAUAAUUUUACCUCUUUUUUUGAUUCCAGAAAAAAGUCAAGCGAACCAGAAGUUGAAGCGCCGAGAAAAAAAGUUUCCAUUGGAAAGAAUAUUCUCAGUGAGGUCGGUUUUUCUUUAAAAUGAAAUCCAUAAAGCUUUCUUCCAUCUUUCUACUGAAACGAAAAAUAUUUCUAGCCGCUUUCUCCGUUGGAAUCUCCAGGAAAACUGCAUGUCCCACCCCUGAAAUUGCCUGAAAAGCUUCCGAAACCGCUGGAAAGCCCCAACUACGACAAUGUCACCUUGGGUUAGGAACAGUUUCUCUCUUCCUGAGCUGAAAUAUACUUUUUCAGACGAUUUGCUCGAAGCCAGCACAUCCUGGGCGGAAUAUAUGAGCAAAGAAGUCGGAAAACUGAAUGGUUUUCAUUUUGCUCACCUCUUUUCUCACAAAAAGCUCUUCUUUAGGUUUCCGACCAGAAGAUCGAAGGACAGAGUCGCUUCCUCUGCCACCGCCGCCUUCAAAUUCUCCGUUUGUAGCCGCGACGUCUUCUUCGCCGUCGAAGAAGACACCGAAAAACGCGAAAGAGAAGCGCAAGGGAUGGUUCUUCAGUCGCAGCAAAAGUUGGAAGGUGAAUUUCACGUUUUGUUCGAAAAAAUGGGCCUUGAAAGAGUUUUUCAGAGCUUUAGAAGAAUAUGACAGAAAUUUUGUUACUUUUGAAAGAAGGAAUUUGGUUUUCAAAGAAACGUUCGUAACUUGAAAAGAAGUUAUCAGAGGUUAUUGUUAAUCUCAAAAGUAAGUAUAUUUACUGUUUUCUCCGCAUUAUUAAGUUUUAAUAAUUUUUUUCGAAAUACUUCUGAUCUUGAUUAAGAACUCUUUUUCUGGUUGAGACUAUUUUUUUCUGUUUCAUGAAGUUAUAGUCAUAAUUUUCGUAAAACUAAUAAGGUAAAUGACCUUGUUAUUGCAGAUCCAAAAAAAAUUAAUUGAAAAUCAAAUCAUUAUGCCUUUCACGGCUAGGUUGGUAGAAGAAACUCAAUACUACUAUCCUUGAAACAAUGUCCCAAGACGGUGAAUGACUAUUUCCUCAGACCUGCACGACUUAUGAAAUCUCUGCAAGAUGGCAUUUAUAUUCAUUUUUCAGGAGACGACGUCGUUAACUGAAGAAGAACCGCUGGUUAGAAUUUGCGGAACGGACCGACGUGAACAGUCGGAGACGUCGCCCGAGAUUCUGUGGAGGAAAAUCAGUCAUCAGGUGAUAAAAGGUCGCGAGAAGAGGUUUGAAAACUUCCACGACCCUCUCCACGUCUUCUUCAGUUGGGCCGAGGAGCCGACUAUCUCGCCGAAACGGAUGGUCUGUUGUCGACAUCCCGGAAGGAGUCCCGACCUUCUGAGGAAACAGAAUGUCUCAACUGGCUCCGAGAGGAUGAUGCAGGUCCCGCAGUCGCCGAAGGACGUCAAGGGCCGUCGAAUGGCCCAUCACACCUACGUCACCAACUCCAAAUCUGUCGAAAACCUGACAAAAGUUGUACUCCUUUCUCGUCCGAAAUCAACCAUUUGAUUGAAGAUGCCUCCAGAGUCCUUAAUCGAGCCGAUGAGCCGUUCCUUUCACGAAAACCUUCGUGAUGCGCCUGUCCUCGACGACCAGAACGCGAUAACUCUCCGGUUUCGACGAUAUCGCCUCACAGCUACACCUGAAACCACUGUUUGA
Molecule: messenger RNA, 7376 nt
Organism: Caenorhabditis auriculariae
Lineage: Eukaryota; Metazoa; Nematoda; Chromadorea; Rhabditida; Rhabditidae
Source: the annotation of a GenBank genome assembly